This is a messenger RNA of Perognathus longimembris pacificus (Pacific pocket mouse), 1473 nucleotides long. Its product is annotated as melanoma antigen preferentially expressed in tumors-like. The record is from RefSeq and is a predicted model, not a curated record. Bases 1 to 1473 code for a protein of 490 amino acids. Gene Ontology annotation, cellular component: cytoplasm. The transcript has 4 exons. NCBI's taxonomy places the organism in Eukaryota, Metazoa, Chordata, Mammalia, Rodentia, Heteromyidae.
AUGGCCGUCGAGGUCAUGGAGUUUGAGGGCAUUUUGCCAGCCGUGUAUCUGAGGACCGGGGAAAACCGUCCCUCCGGGUUCAUUAAUAUGGAUCCACAGGAGCCAGGAACACUGCUUGACCUCGCUAUGCAGACUGUGGUGAAAAAUGAGUCUAUAGCAUUAUGUGCUGUUGAGGAGUUACCACGAGAACUUUUAAUUCCAUUGUUCAAUGCUGCUUUCACUGGUGGGCAUAAGAAUAUAGUGAAGGCCCUAGUGCGUAUGUGGCCCUUCUCUUGUCUCCAUGUUGGAGCCUUGGACAACGCAGAGUCAUUUUGUGAGAUCUUAGAAGCCAUGCUUGAUGGUCUUCAAUUUUUUCCUGUCCACAACUCUUCUUCUUGGGUUCCCAAACUGAGGAUUCUAGAUUUAAGGCAGAAUGCAGACUGUAAGACCACAUGUUUCAGCUUUAUGAACAAAUUCCCUUUCUGUAAUCAUGCUUGUACUUACUCGCAGAACUCUAUUUUGAAGCUACAAGGAGCCAAUAAUGAUCAUUCAACUUCAGAGUCUCAACUAUCCAGACCACCCAUGGAAUUAUUAGUAGACAUUUAUUUUGAUGGUAGCAGGGGUGCAAGACGUUUUCUUUCUUAUCUUCGUUACAAAGUUGACCAGAGCUUGGGGUCUCUGCACCUCUGCUGUAGAGAUUUACAGAUUGAAAAGUCACAUGACUAUAGAAAUAUACAGAAGUUGUUGGAUAUGGUGUGCAUUGAUCACCUGGGAAUGGAUCAGGCGUACCUGAGUGAAGUCUGCAUAAUUUUUCCUCAUAUGGCCAAUUUGAGCAGCAUUAAUCUGUCUAAAAUAAUAUUUAGAUCUUACAAGAGGAAAAACUUCAAAAUGUUUCUCUCCCAUCUUAGCCAGUUAACUGACCUCCAGGAGCUCUCCUUAUCUUGGUUUCCCCUGAAAAACCAGCUGCAUAAACUACUCAGAGUUCUGUCACCGAAUUUGGCUUACUUGCAUCUGAAUUUUUGUGACCUGACUAACAAAGACUUUAUUUACUUGUCUGAGAGCCUUCAGGCUAAGAACUUAAAGCUAUUGAAUCUCAGUAAAAACCAGAUUUCUUGGGAAGAUUCUCUUCCAUUACGAAUUCUUCUGGAUAAUUUAUCUGGUACCCUGCAGCAGCUGGAGAUGAAUAGUUGCCUUAUUACAGAUUUAAUUCUUUCUGAUUUCAUCCCAUCCCUAAGACACUGUUCCCACCUCCGUGUCUUAAGUUUGGCCUGUAAUCCCAUUACCAUGCCUGUCCUCAGAAGUCUUUUGCAGAACCUAACACACUUGACAGAGCUGAAGCAUGUAACUUACCCAAUUCCUGUGCAUUGCUAUGAACAAUGGCAUUUUCGUGACAGUUUAGAUGAAGAGAGGCUGGCUGAAGUGAAAUUAGAAAUAAGGUCAAUGCUCUGGGCAGCACAACGUACUGACAUGAAGUGGAGCACUUCAUAUGAGUGA